AUGACAGCAGUCCCUGGCGCAGGCGCCCCUUCUGCCAUGACUGCUGUAGCGGCUCCUCCUGGUGCAGCCUCGACCAUGACAGCCAUGAGACCGGCUUCAACAAUGACCGCCUUGGGAGGUGUACCUGCAGGAGCUUCAACAAUGACCGCUGUCCCCGGUGCCGGCGCUCCUUCUGCCAUGACUGCUGUUGCGGCCCCUCCUGGUGCAGCGUCAACUAUGACGGCAAUGAAGCCUGCAUCAACAAUGACCGCCCUGGGAGGAGCACCUGCGGGAGGACCUUCUGCUAUGACCGCUGUGGGAGCUGCUGGUGGAGCAUCUGCAAUGGCUCCAGCCGGUGGAGCUCAGCCACCAGGUGCCUCUGUCUACAUGGGAGCUGCAGGUUCAGCUGCUCCAGCAGCUCAAUCAGCCUACUUUUCUGCCCCCGGUGGUGGGGGUGGUGGUGGUGUCAAAUCGGUGGCAAUUGGAGGUGCAGGUGGACCGCAGAAUCUACCUGCUGGACAAUCUGGAUACUUUGGCGUUCAAUCAAAAGUCGGAGGUGUUCAAUCAACAUAUAUGAAAUGA
This is a messenger RNA of Cooperia oncophora, 561 nucleotides long. The record is from the annotation of a GenBank genome assembly. NCBI's taxonomy places the organism in Eukaryota, Metazoa, Nematoda, Chromadorea, Rhabditida, Trichostrongylidae.